This is a messenger RNA of Ceraceosorus guamensis, 793 nucleotides long. RefSeq lists its product as hypothetical. Lineage: Eukaryota; Fungi; Basidiomycota; Exobasidiomycetes; Ceraceosorales; Ceraceosoraceae. The record is from RefSeq and is a predicted model, not a curated record. The transcript has a single exon. The coding region runs from base 159 to 632 and encodes 157 amino acids.
CCAUUCACUCGCAUCACACAAUCAUCGAUGCGCGCCUUGCUGACGCCCUCAGAGCACACGGGACUGGGCCAACACUGACUCAAGUCAAGGCAGACGGCCAGUGCGGAUAUCGGGCAUUGGCGCUGCAUCACCUCGGGAGCGAGGAGAGGUACGCAGAGAUGCGCCAACAGAUGCAUCAGCACCUCUCGACGUAUCGCAAAUUCUGGACUGCCGUUGAUCCCAGCUCGACGUCGGCUGCUGACCGCCUCAGUCGGACUGAAGCGCCUCUUGUCGACGAAAAGGCUUGGUUCGACGCGAGUGGAUGGGAGCCUGUUCUGGCAGCAACGGUCAUGGCGCGGCUUGUGGUCACCUUGGUCUGGGAAGGCAACAUCGGUGGCCUCCGUGAAACGCUGCACGCGCCCGUCUUGGCGACGCCUGGGCUCAUCGAGCAGAUCUGUGCGCCGCCCUUGUGCAUGGUGCUGUACAAGAAGCACUUUUGGGUUGGUAGCAUCUCUUUGGAGCGCGCCCUGACUUUACCUCUUGGCCACUGGUACAAGGUCUUUCGGCGCAAGUUGGACGCCCAACCACAGUGGCUUGCUGCGUCGAACCUCUUGGAGGCGCUUUGCGAGAGCGUUCAAAAGUUGCCGCGGUAGCUCGAGCGUUCAAAAGUUGCCGGGGUAGCUCUGGCCGCGAUCGCUCUCGCAUGUAUGUAUAUACCCGCACACACCCGCAAUGAGACCAUCAGCGGGCACGCCAGACGCGCGCAAUGAGUCUCGAGCGAGUGCGCGCGCGGACUGGAAGCAUUGUGAUCGAG